Messenger RNA from Cryptotermes secundus, 12257 nucleotides. RefSeq lists its product as uncharacterized. The coding region runs from base 289 to 11769 and encodes 3826 amino acids. Gene Ontology annotation, cellular component: nucleus. The record is from RefSeq and is a predicted model, not a curated record. The transcript is spliced from 26 exons. Gene Ontology annotation, molecular function: ATP hydrolysis activity; ATP binding; ATP-dependent chromatin remodeler activity. NCBI's taxonomy places the organism in Eukaryota, Metazoa, Arthropoda, Insecta, Blattodea, Kalotermitidae.
AAUAACGAAAAAUAAUAUACGGUUUGUCGUUUGUCACCUUUUUGUGUUGCAGAGUAGAUGUAAUGGCUUCCCAAAGUAAUUAAUGGAUGAAUAAUUAACAAUCAUAUUGCGGGUAUUGAUCCUGAUUAUUUUGAAGUUAUGUGUUACUGUGAGUGUCAUUAAGAGUGAAGCCAUCCAACAUACUGCUUACUGAACUUCAGUCUUAUCAGCCAGCCAAUGAUGUCGACACUGGGUUGACCCCCGUGACUGAACACCGCAGUGAGCUGCGGUGGUGAGGUCAGCAAUAGGAUGGAGCCAUUUGUGACUCGUAUUGGAGACGUCACUAUCGAGCGGGUUGUGCCCAAGUCUGGGCCUGGAAGUGGAGGAGGAACAGUUGGUAAAGAAACCAAAGAAUCUGUACCUCCACCAUCAGUCAGCUUGGCUAAGAGGGAUGUGGAUGGCAGUGAUGCCAUCAGUGUCAGUGAGGACCUCCAGAUAUUUCUGAAGCCUCCGUUAUCCGUCGCGGAGAAGGGCGCCACUGGUGGAUCGAAGCAUGAUGGUCGGAAGUCACGAGACUCCAGUGUUGGUGGCAGUAGGGAAACAUCUCUUGGCAGAGGAGAAGAUAGGACUGCCAACAGUGGUACUGACGAGUCAGAUGCCUCAGAAAGUGAUGACAACGAAGACCGCCACAGUGAAAUCAUGGAUGAGGAGGAUGAGAUGUUAUUACCUCAAGCAGUGGAUAAAAUGGACACCAGUGACUUUCAGCAGCAUAAUAAAAGUGACGAACAAAGUGAGGUGAUGUCAGAUAACAAAAUGACAGCGAGUAGCAUAGUCGAGUCGCAUGGUCAGACUGCAUUGCAGAACAGUAUUGAAACGGGUGCUGUUUCUCUAGAGCCAGUGAGGACAGAACAGGACAAGACACAUGCGGAUGGUGUGGGGGGAGGAAAUAGUGCAAGUGAUGGAAAGAAAAUCAUGGAAGAGGGAAAAGGGAAGACAGAGGAAGAUGGCGAAAGGGGAACUGCCGGCUCGGACACAAAUAAACGGAAAGCUCAGCAGGACAGUGGUGUAAUUCACAAGAAGAAAAAGACUAGUUUAUCAGGCAAAGAUGGUAAAGACAAAGGUGGAUCGUCAUCUUCUGAUUCAGAAGACAGUAAGGAGGAUAGUAAAUCUAAUUUAAUGGAGCGAAAAUUAUCCAACAUGAGACGUAACAUUCGCGAGGUGAUGAGUGAGAACCAGUUGGAUGAAGAAACCCUGGCUGCUCAAAGGCAGGAAAUGGAGCGACUCAGGAGGGUCCAGGAACAGCAGCGGAUCAUACGAGAGGUGCAGCGCCAAAUUGCACUCAAUCGACAGAACAACAAGACGCAAACUCGAGUUAUUUCUCUCCUCCAAGGCAAUUCCUCAUUGCUAAAACAGAUCCCGAGUACAUCGAGUUCAGGAUCAAGUGGCAGUACACAAGUGCGCCUGCCUAAUACAGUCCUUGUUAAGUUGGCAUCUGGUUCUGGACAGGGCGCAGGAAGUGGAGUACAAACUAAUAAGAAGGUGUUUGAACUUCUUAGAGUGCAGAAGGGCAGUACCAGCACAGUUCCACGUCCAGGUGCACGAGGCUCUGCAAUAUCUCGCACUGUCCUUGCCAAACCUAGAGGAGUUGGUCCCCAAGUGCACAUGAUGACACCAUCUGUAUCCAUCGCUCCAGUGAUGUCAUCACCUCGAGUACCUGCACCUUCAGAGUCAGAAAGUGAAGGAGAGGAGGAUUCAGAAAGAGAAAUGUUGGCAAGAGCUGCUGCUCUUCGAAAAGUUGCAGGGAAAGGCAAAGGCAAGGAUGUAGUGACGAUCAGCAGCAGUAGUGAUGAUGAUGACUGCAUUCUGCUGUCAGAACCAUCUAGUGGUGAUGAAGGGGAUCCUGUUGAUGAUCCUACAAAUUCUGGAAUGCAUACAAAUGAUCUGUACAACAUUCCUGAUGAGCAGGGACGUGUAUUAGUCAACGUUGGCCAUCCUGCUGAAGAACCUGAAAUCUUCCUUGCGCCACAGAUAGCCAGGAUUAUCAAACCUCAUCAGAUUGGUGGUGUCCGGUUUCUGUUUGACAAUGUGGUGGAAUCCCUGUCGAGGUUUAACACUUCGACAGGAUUUGGUUGCAUCCUGGCACACUCAAUGGGACUUGGCAAGACAUUACAGGUGGUGUCCUUCUGUGAUGUGUUCCUACGCCACACCAGCGCCAGAACAGUUCUUUGUAUUAUGCCAAUCAAUACCCUGCAGAACUGGCUGGCAGAGUUCAACAUGUGGCUGCCUGCUCCCGCCAAAGACAGUAGCAGUGCAAACAGCAGCAGUAACACUGUCGGAAGCAAUAAUAGCAACAGCAGUAGCGAUAACAUCGGCAGCACCACAGAACAGCAGCAAUCCAUUCUUACUGACUCAUCAAGUGAUAUUGCUGUGGAAACUAACAGUACUCCAGAAAGCAGGCCUCGAAACUUUGCCCUUCAUGUCCUUAAUGAUUCGCAUAAGUCCAUGGCAGCACGCUCAAAAGUAAUUCAGGAAUGGUCUAAAGGAGGUGGAGUGCUCCUAAUUGGAUACGAACUGUACAGACAGCUGAGCUUGAAACGCCCCAACAAAGCCAAUAGCAAGAAAAGAAGGAGAAAACAUCAGGAUGAAGUGGUAGAUGUUGAUGCAGAUGAGAAGAACAAGGCUCUCCUUGACGAGAUGCAUUCUGCCCUGGUUAAGCCAGGACCUGACCUCGUUAUCUGUGAUGAAGGUCACCGUAUCAAGAACAGUCACGCAUCUAUUUCACAGGCACUGAAACAGAUACGGAGCAAGAGACGUGUCGUAUUAACAGGUUAUCCACUGCAAAACAAUCUUCUGGAAUACUGGUGCAUGGUGGACUUUGUACGACCAAACUACCUAGGUACAAAGACGGAAUUCUGUAACAUGUUCGAACGUCCAAUUCAGAAUGGUCAGUGUAUAGACAGCACACCGCAGGAUAUAAGACUAAUGCGAUAUAGAGCUCACGUACUGCACUCUUUGCUGGAGGGCUUUGUACAGAGACGGAGCCAUUCAGUUCUUCAGGUGUCCCUACCUCAGAAGGAAGAGUACGUCCUCCUGUUACGUUUGACACAGUUCCAGAGAAAAUUGUAUGACACGUUCAUGAACGAAGUUGUACGGACCAAAGCUGUGCCAAAUCCUCUCAAGGCUUUUGCUGUAUGCUGUAAGAUCUGGAACCAUCCUGAUGUCCUGUACUACUUCUUGAAGAAAAGGAAUUCUGGAGAAGAUGUUGAUUUAGACCUGGAGGAAGCAACAGCCGCAUCAAGCACCCCACUUGUAUCAGGGGUUGCAGCUUCUCCUAGGGGUGGUCCAGCCAAAAGAGGCAGAGGUAGAGGUUCACGAAAUCCCUCUGGACAGGGCAAGCGGGAGCGGAAGGGCUCAGCACCAUUUCGUCAGUUAGGCAGUAACAAACCUGCUGCAACGAUUACACCUCAGACAGCAAACCUAGCUUCAGGUGGAACAGUUGGCAAUACCUCAAGCAGUAACAGCGGCACUAACACUAACAACUCUCCACAAUGCGGUGCAGUUCCCAGUAUGGGCUGCAUGGGUACAGGAACCCCUAUGCAGCAGGAUCCACAUGCAAACAACCAGCCUUACAACAUAAUGGGCCAGCAGAAUCAGUCUUACAAUAAUCCUGGCUCGUAUACAGACAUGCAACAUUACAACCCUAACAGUGCACCCCCGUAUGGUUACCCAACAAACCCUCCAUCUUCCAGCUAUGAUCCCAAUUAUUCCAACAACUCUUAUAAUUCCAGUAACUCAUCGUACGGCAGUUCUAAUCACAAUACGGCUGCACCACAAUAUGGAGGCUCUGGAAAUUACUACCCCCCAACUGGUGGAUCAGCAAAUGACCAACAAGGAAAUUAUGAAAAUAAUACUAUGGAAUCCUAUUAUCCUACUGCAGGAAGUAAUCAUCAUGGAACUAGUUACCAGAACCCUGCGACUGGAAACAGCACUCCAUAUUGGCAACAACAUGGCAAUCAUGGUUACUACCAACAUGUCGGUAAUGGCAGUGGAAAUGGGAAUCCAAAUCAGUAUUAUAGUGGAAAUGGGGGUAGUUCCUACGCUGGUACAAAUAAUGGUGAAACGGGGGAAAGUUCAUAUUACAUGGGGCAUCACCCUCACAGCCAUCAGCAGGGACAGUAUGGUGAUUAUGGAAGCAGGGAACAAGGAAGUAUGUAUCAUGGGAUGAACACCAGCGGUUUCAUGGGUGAAAUGGGACAGAACACGAUCGGUAAUCCAAAUAGCAGUGGUCUGGUCAAUAUGGGAGAAAGCAGCCAGAGCCAAAGCAAUAACAUGUUGAACAUGCCACAGAACUCCAGUAUGCCAAACCCGAGCACAAUGGGAAAUUUACAGCCUUCACAGAAUUUAAGUAUGAAUAAUAUGCAGAAUGCUACAGGAAAUCAAAACCCAAUGGCAAAUCAGACUACUAUGGGAAAUGCACAGGGUGCCAUGAAUUCCAUGCAAACGUCUAUGGAAGGAAAUAUUGUAAAUAAGAAUCAGAACCCGGUAGGCACUCCACAGAGUCCUAUUGGAAACCAACAGAACACAGCUGGACAGCAGCACAGUGCUGUUGGCAACCAGAGUCCAAUGGGAACACAGAAUUCUGUUGGUACUCCGCAGACUAUCAUUGGAAACCAGCAGAAUACAAUGGGAACUGCACAGAACUCCAUGGUGAAUCCACAUAAUCCAAUGGCAAUGCAACAGAAUCCCAUGGGAAGUACUCACAAUUCGAUGGGGGCUUCACAGAAUUCAGUAGGAACUCCACAACCAUUGACUGGAACUCAGCAGAAUCCAGUGGGAACUCCACAGAAUGUGAUGAUAAAUUCACAGAAUCCAAUGGGAAACGGUCAGAAUAUGAUGGGAACUCCAAAUGCAUUAGGAGCACCACAAAAUUCAAUGGGAAUGUCACAGAAUCUAAUGGGACCCACGCAAAAUAUGAUGGGACCACCACAAAGUUCCAUGGGGACACCACAAAGUGCACUGGGAACUGUGCCAAAUCUGAUGGCGGCACCUCAGAAUUCCAUGGGAAAUCCACAGAAUCCAAUUGGAUCGUCACAAUCUGCAGUGGGAACUUCACAGUCAACCAUGGGAAAUCCACAGAAUCCAAUGACCACACAUCAAAAUCCAGUAACAUCACCACAGAAUGUGAUGGCAGUUUCGCAGAAUCCCAUGGGACCACCACAGAGUUCAAUAGGGACACCACAUAGUCCUGUAGGCUCUCAGCAAAAUAUGCUGGGGACUCUGAAGAAUCCCAUGGCAGCUCCAAACGCGAUGGGAGUCCCACAGAAUCAAAUUGGAACUUCGCAAGACUCUGCAGGAAACGCGCAGAAUCUGAUGGGAAAUCCUCAAAAUCCAUUAAACAGUUUCCAAGGCUCAGUAGGGAAUAAUUCACAGAACUUAAACAUCAUGCAGAAUACACAUAAUCACAUGCAUGGUCAUCCUGAAAUUGGUGGUAAUUCUGGUAACAGUAUGCAAGACACAUAUGGCAGGAUGUCUGGUAUGGACCCCAAUAACUCCAGCCAGAAUACUGCUUACGAUGCAGGAAAUAACAUGAGCUCUUAUCGCCACCAACAAAUUUUUCAGAACAGUAACAACAGACCAUGUCUGCAGCAAGGGAACAGUUCAUGUGGAAGUAGUGCAGACAGCCUGUAUGGGUCAAUGCCAGAAAAUGUUCAGUAUCUUGGUGAAAAUAUGGGGAGCAUGCCCAUAUGUAAAACUGAGCCGGGGAGUCAGAACACUCUAAGCAAUAUGAUGACUGGGGAGGGUAGCUCUUCUGGUACUAGCGGUUCUCACGGGAACAGCGAACUGUCCUUGUAUGGGCCUCCGUCAGGUGGUAUCCCUUACUCCAAUAGGUGGGAAGACAACUCAGGAAGUGGUAGAUUUUUAUCCACGUCACAGCAGUCUGAAGAGAAUAAAGGAAAGUGUGAAGAUAACAUCAAAGAGGAAUCUCAGAAUAUGUCUACAGAUGGGAGUACGUUGAUUGCUAACAAGGAUAAACUAAAGUUAGGGGAAGAGGAGAAGGGUCAGGAGCAAAAGAAUAGCUGUAAUCCACAAUUGAAAUCUGUAGACAGCUCUGAUCAAAGGAUAUCUUGUGAAAAGCAACCCCUAUCUAGAGAAGGCUAUUCUUCGAAUGGUGAUCCUGCUAAAUGUCUUACUGAAAUGAAACCGGUCGAUUCUGGAACGAAUACUGAGCAAGAUGGAAAGAGUAGCACAGUAACAUCUUGCAACAUGCAACAGAGUGGCAAUAUUCCGCCAUCCAGUUUGAAGACAGAAGAUAAAAUUAGUCUUAACUGCUCAAACGAAACUCAAACUGAUAUCCCACUGAUUCUGACUAAUAAUUAUGGUAACUUAAAUGUUAAAUCUGAUAUGUCAACUCAGCAUAAUGCAUUCAAAAUGGAGUCGGGUGUGUUUAAAAGUGAUGGUCAAGCUUUCGAGAGAAAUUCAUCCCCACAUCUCCGAGAUGUGAAGGAGUAUGAGCUCGGUAAUGACAGCAAGGACAGAAAAGCUAAUGACAGUGCAGAUGGGAGGCGGUGUGAAUCCAUGGUCGAGAGUAAGGAUGCUAGCUGUGGGACACAAAAUUUUGAUUGUCCCAAGGAUCUCAACCUGAAUGAAGGGAAACAAGUAGUGGAGUUAGGAGCAGGUGCAGCAAGGAACAUGGGAGGCAGGGAGGAUCCUGGAAUUCCAUAUGACUGGGCCACAGAAUUGCUGAAGAAUUAUAUCCCAGGAUCUAUCGAGAACUCAGCAAAAAUGGAAGUACUGUUUUGUAUUUUGGAGGAGUCGAUGGCGCUAGGAGAUCGUAUGCUUGUCUUCAGUCAAUCUCUUUUUACUUUGAAUCUCAUAGAAGAUUUUCUUCAACGGAACAACUUACCUGGAAGACAGGAAAAAUGGGCUCGGAACUGUAAUUAUUAUCGUCUAGACGGAAGCACGUCAGCACUGGAACGAGAGAAACUGAUCAAUGAGUACAAUUCAAAUCCCAACAUUCACUUGUUUCUUGUUUCCACAAGAGCUGGUUCACUAGGAAUCAACUUGGUUGGAGCCAAUAGAGUAAUUGUGUUUGAUGCUUCAUGGAAUCCUUGCCAUGACACCCAGGCUGUUUGCAGAGUUUACAGGUAUGGGCAAAAGAAGCCGUGCUUUGUGUAUCGCCUUGUUAUGGACAACUGUUUGGAGAAGAAGAUUUAUGAUCGGCAGAUAAACAAACAAGGGAUGGCGGACAGAGUUGUGGACGAAUGCAAUCCUGAUGCCCAUCUGUCCAUCAAAGAGGUCACUAAUCUAUGCUGGGAUAAUGAACAAGACACAGAACCCAGGGACUUCAGUGCCGAGAAGGACAAAUACAUUGACGUAGUCCUGCAGAAGGUCCUGGACAAGUUCAGCAGUCGUCUCUCGAAAGAACCAUUCCAGCAUGAAAGUCUGCUUGUUGAUCGCAAAGAGAAGAAGCUGUCUCAAGCGGAGAAGCGGUUAGCAAAGAGAUCGUACGAGUUGGAGAAACAAGCCAACAUCAACUACAGCCAUAGACCUCAGUAUUCAUACUAUCCAGGCGGCACGUCAGCUGUCGGCAAUGCCGGCAUUCAGGGAACGGGGCUACAAAUAAGGGCUAUUAGAACAGAUGGGUCUGGAGGAGUAAUGCCGAAACCAGUGGCCAGUGUACGUCCCAUGCAGGCGGAGUUGAGUCAGCAGCUGGAACGAGGACAGGCGAACCGUUCCACAGUUACAACACUUAACACAAGUGGCCGUUCGAGAUGGAUUCCAGCAGAAGUGUGGCAGAGGCAGGGCAUGUCUGCCCAAGAAAUGACUCUUCCACUCGAUGUUGUAAUCCCCACCAACUCUCCAGACCGAGCUUCCAUAGUGCUGAAGGCAGGACAGCGUGUUAUGGUACUUAAGAGUCCCAAGGGAAUCUAUAUGCAACUGGAGAAUGGAAAAAUUAUAGCUAUUCGAACAGCGUUCAAAGUGGGUGGUGCAGGCAAGGGAUCUGCGGCACAGCAGCAAGAAUGCAAACCUCCUCUUGAGAAAGCAGAAAUGAACACUCCAGAAUAUAAGAAAGAGAGCAACGCCCCUACAAUAAAUCGAACAGUGAAUAUGGCCAAAGUCAGCAAUGUGCUUCCAUUCAAGAAUAACUCUGCCAUCACAAUAAUUCCAAAGAAUACUGCACCGCAGCAGCGAGGGGCAGGCAAGCCAAUGAGUAGAGUAGGGGGUAACAGCAGUGGGGGUGGAAUUUUGAAACAGGAUGUGACCGUGAAACCCUGGGGCCCUAGGAUUGGUACAUCAGUUGACGUUGCCCCUGUAACCAUGGGAGGUAACAAAAACAUUAGUUCUCAACAGCCAAUGGUGCAAGCAAGGCCGUACUUCCAUCGCACCAGCGCUAACAACAGCACAGACAUGGGGAGUGCUAAGCCCUACUUCCAUCAUGACACUUCGUCAGAUCAUCUCGGGAUGAUGGGGCAUCAGACAAGUGACGAGGGCAGCUCUGGUGCUGAGAACAUGUCUUCCACCCCGUGUGCUGAGGACAAGGAUGGUGUAGAUGGUGGUGUGUUAAAAUCUCCGUCUUCUGAUGAUUUUAAUCAGGAUAAUUCAAUGAGCAGUCAUGCAUUCAGAAGUAUCCAGGAAUCAAACAUCAGUAACAAGUCAUCAUAUGACAGUCACAUGGGAGAUGACAUGCUACAUGAUUCAGGAGCUGGCAUGGGUAUGGCAUACGGGAACCACGCAGAUCAAGGAAUUCAGGAACCAAAUAUAAAUAGUUCAUAUGGAAGACAGAUGGGACAAGAUACUCGUGACCCACCCGUCACUGCGAAUCGUUCUUUCAGGAGACAGAUGGAUCAAGGUUUGCAGGGAGCAGGUAAUGUUGGUCAUCCAUUUGCCAGACAGCCGGACCAAAGAGUGCAGGAGACUUCCGCAAAUUUAAGUCGCGGAUAUGGAAGGCAGGUUGACCAAGGUGUGCACGAUGCGUCCACCAUGAGUCACAGGUACGGGAGACACAUGGAGCAGGGUUACCAUGACGCAUCAGCCGGCGCUAACCACGGGUUUGGGAGACAGCUAGAUCAGGGCAUUCAAGAGACAGGUGGUAUAAACCGUUCAUUUGGUAGGCAGAACCUUGAAGGGAUUACAUACAAUCAGCAGAGCCAGGCAAGAAGCUAUGAUGAACAUAAAGAUGCAAACUUCAAUCGAUCUGAUUCAUCCUCUGGCGGGAGGUACGGUCAGACGGAUACUGAAAGUGGGAGUAACAGGAACUUCCAUGGAACAUAUGAGGACAGUUGGCAGCAAGGUCAGGUCUUCCGAGGAAUGUCGAGGGUCAGUGACGGCACCCACGGACAUGGCGGUGGUAUGGCUGAUAGCAGAAGUUAUCAUCAGCCAUUUAAAAGUAGUUCACAUGGAGUGGAGAAGCAUUCCUUGCCAGACAACAGUACCAGAGAACAGCAGCGGAACAAUUUCCCUGACUACAGCCAAAGGCAACAGCUGCAAGAACCAGAAUCGCCUACAUUCCAAACAGAAGUCACUGACUCCGCAACAGGUGGAAAUGAUAGCGGUGUAGAGAUUCUUCCAUUACCUACAUCAACCUUCACACCCGUGAGUAAAGAACCACUGCCACAGCAAUCAACAAAUCGUAGCGCUCCUCAAGGAAAAACUACGUCUUUAAAGAACUAUAGGCAUAACUCCUUCAGUGCACAGCUUCAUAGCAGGGAAGUAGAAUCUAGUACCAGCAGUGAUAAUACCACUGCCCCCAUAACAAGAACUCUGCAGGAGAAACCUCUGUCUGGAGACCAUUAUAUGAAGUCUUCACAGCAGACCUCAUAUCCUACUGAUAUAAAAUCUCCAUCAGGUUUUCAGCAGAGUAAUGAAGACCUUAAAGUUUCUAACCAGAACCUGACAGUGUCAGGUUAUCCACAGGGUGGAAAUGUGGGUUCAGUUUUCCUAGGAACUGGUAAUCCCAGUGUAGGUCAGCACACAUUACCUAGUUCUAAAACUCAUCAGAAAAAUGCUCCAAAUAUUGGAAGAUUCAAUAGCGAAGUGAGUUCCGGUGGUAAUUUCAGUGCUGGUGGUAUGCCUUCAGCAGUAUCAAUAAAAUCAAAACGUGGAAACAGCAGGAGUGAACAGCAGCAUUACGAAUUUGAAUCGAGUGACACCACUUCUGAUGCAGGUAGAAUCAAUGCUCAGCAGCAACCACAUGGCAAACGUGCAGGCAGAAAUCAGAUGUAUCCAUUGCAACCUCAAGCAUACCAUGCUCACACUUCCCCACAGCAAGCCCAGUCUCAGACGCCACCAGCCAGUAAUCCUGCGAGCAUUGCUACCACUUCAGUAUCAAAGAAAGGGCGAGGAAACAAGAAUACAUCAUCUGAUAGGUCUCCCAGUUACUCAGCUGCAGCAAGUAACACUGAAAGUGACUUGCAUCGCAAUGCAGAUGGCAGUAGCUCUAAAAAUCAGCCACAACAACCAUCUCCUCAAAAUGUUCCAGUUCAAAUGCAACAGUCUGCCCCAGUUUUCCCACCAAAUCCACAGUAUCCAGCUUCAGAUGGCAGUUCUAGCAGUCCAGUCUACGGACACCAGCAGUACUAUCCCACACCUGGUUAUUAUGGAGGCUUUGGUGGGCCGCAGCAGCCUCCCGUCGCUUUUGGUGGCAAUCCAUACUAUUCUGGCGAGAGUCAGUAUGGAGCUGGACGAGGUGCGCAUUUGGACCAGUCGGUACCUCCAGUAAACAAAGACAUUCACAAGGGAAACCAAUCCCAAGCCGGAACUUCACCAACGCAGCCGCAGCAGCAGUCAGUGCAGCCUCUGCCUCAGUCCACAACCCCAGCAAAAACACAGCAAACUCCUUCAGGGAUUGGCUCCCAGAAGAAGGAGCAGUCAAGCCAACUUGGCAACAGUACUGCAGCAUCAGAUUCACCAACCAAAGUUGGUGCCACUGCUACCAACCCAUCUACGCCCACAACUACAAGGGACAUGACAAGUCCGAGCAGUGCUAGUGGUGGAUCUCGUAGUGGUAACAACAGUGCUCGUUCUACUCCAGCCACUGUUGCCAACACAAACAUUUCACAGGAGCCUAACUCACCUCAGCUUCAUUUUAAUACUCCGACAACAUCGGCCAGCUCUACGUCACUGGAAAAUAGGUCACCUGUCCAGUAUAAUUCAUCCAUGACCACAAAUCCAGCACCGCUUGACCCUAAAUCACCACUUCAGUACAAUUCUAGCGUAACUAGCGGGAACUCUUCUUCAUCAGCAGCGCCGUCACAUCAGUACAAUUCUAGUGCAACUGGCGUGAACUCAUCUGCAUCAACAGCAUCGUCCCUUGACUACAAUAGCAGUGCCACAUCAUCUAAUUUCACUGCUGGCACAGGAAGCACACCACAAGGUGGAAUAAUACCACCCCCACCACACCAAAGUCCCUAUGAGCCAAUGAUGUUGGGAGGAUAUCCAGCUGGUGCCCCUGGAACUGGUUACGCAGCUCCGCCCCCACCACCAGGAAUGGGUUACGGAAGCUACAGUAACCCUGCAAAUCAAUAUGAGGCAGAUUAUGCUAGGGCAUCCAUGUACAGUGCAUUCCAUAGACCAGAUCCACAUCCCCAUCCAUUUGCCCCUGGUCACCCCCCAGGGUUUCUGCCAUCGCCUCAAAGCACAAAUUACUACCCCCAGAACAUGUAUGCUCCAACUCCGUAUGGCACUCCCGAUCCAGCAUAUUACAGCAACCCUUUCCUUAAUGCAAUGCAUCAACAUCCGUACCCAACUCUGCCGGGAGCAGCACAAAACCCAGGGUCUCAUCCGCAGUGAGCAAUGUCAACAGUUUGACAACGCAGAUAUUUCAGCCCCCUGGUGACAUCCUUACCGUGAGCCUACCAUGAAUUGACUUGAACCUGAGUGUGACCUGACUGAUUUAUAUAUAUUUUUUCGUUCUUUCUUUAAAGGUAUAUGAAUGUAAAUUGAGGUUUCUUUCAAUGAAAGUGUUGAGUGAGUUUCAGAAAAUCACACUCGUUAAGUUGUAUUUCAGUAUUGCUAAAUUCCACACUGCCUUGUGUAGGUUCUCACAAGCCUAUACAGCACCCAGAACAAAUUAAUAUUAAUCAAGGAGACUAAUGUAUAUGUAGUGUAGGAAAGAUCCACAGAAACACUGAGUGGUAUUUUCUUUGCUUCUUGAUGUGAUUAGUUAUUGCCUGUUUAGUAUGUAUUGUCUUCCAUCUACAAACAACUAAAAAAAAAACUCCAUGAUUUUAGUCCGCAAGCAAACUAUGCUGACCAAGCAGCCGCCGCUUGUCGGCGAA